Molecule: messenger RNA, 591 nt
Organism: Didymodactylos carnosus
Lineage: Eukaryota; Metazoa; Rotifera; Eurotatoria; Philodinida; Philodinidae
Source: the annotation of a GenBank genome assembly
AUGGCCGUUGCCGUGUAUAAAAAAAACUUAGGAAUUACAACCGACAAUAUCUCCGAAAGCAGUAUGCCAAAUUGUUCAGCCGAAAAUGAGACUCCCUUUUUAUUAAAAUAUGGACCCAUAAUAAUUCGACCUAGACAACGUCCUGCACCAACCAUUGCUACUGGUAGAAGAUCAAAAACUGUACAAUUAUCUCCAAAUGAAACAGUUCGACGAGAUAUACGUCGAGUACACAAUCGUGCUGCUCAAGCAAAAGCGGCCAUUAAACGUCAACAUAUCGAAGAUACGUUGAAGGUACAUAUUGAAUUACUAGAAAAACAAUCAGAUUAUUUAGUGAGGGAUAUUAAUGCACUGGAAUCUCAAAAGUCACACUUAAUAACUCUUUUAGCAGCACAUGAACUAACUUGUGAAAAACAUAAAACUAUUCUUGAAUUUGAGAAAUAUCUAAAUAAUUGUGAUCAAUCGGAUUUUAUGGAUUUACACUUCUUUCGUACACAUGAUUACCUAACGUUAGACGAUCUAAGAAACAAUAUUUGGAAUUUCAUUAUUAGUUCAACAGAUGGUUCUCACAUGGAUACAUUGGAUAACUUUUAA